Molecule: messenger RNA, 210 nt
Organism: Tetrahymena thermophila SB210
Lineage: Eukaryota; Ciliophora; Oligohymenophorea; Hymenostomatida; Tetrahymenidae
Product: ribosome associated membrane protein RAMP4
Exons: 4
Biological process (GO): endoplasmic reticulum unfolded protein response
Cellular component (GO): endoplasmic reticulum
Source: RefSeq, a predicted model, not a curated record
AUGACUUCAGCAACUAGAAGUAUCAAGCAUAGAAACCAAUAGUUUAGUGAAAAUAUUACCAAAAGAGGAUAGUCAAGUAUUUCUGGAAAACCUGUCCCAAAAGAGAAAUCAAGCAAAGUUGGUCCUGUUAUUACUUCUCUAUUCAUUUUUGUAGUAGUAGGUUCAGCUGUAUUUUAGUUAUUAAAUAUGUUUUUAAACACUUCUUCUUGA